UCAUGCCUGCCCCGCUGUGUUUUGUCUCCAUCUUACUGGCCUGGACGGCGGGAUCUUGGGCCACAGACCAUAACCUGCCUUUCAUGGAGUACCUGGACGUGAACCAUCUGGUCUCCCUGAAGUGGGGAUUCGAUGAUGCUCAAGGAAACAUAACAUUCCAACUGGCAGUCAACACCACAGGCUGGGUGGGCUUUGGUUUGAGUCCACGAGACAUGGCUGACGCAGACAUUGUAAUGGGGGGACUUGGACCCACUGGGAGAUAUUUUGCAGAUUAUUAUGCACUAGAGGAUGCCAAGCCUAUAAUGGAUGAGGAGCAGAGCUACACCCUUCUCUCCAUGAAUGAAAAUGAUGGAAAAACAAUAAUGACUUUUCAGAGGUCCAUCGAGACUUGUGAUGACAAAGACUUCCUUAUCACUGCUCAGCCUAUUAAACUAAUCUACGCCUACGGCACAACAGAUGACAUCAAAUACCAUGGGAGCCGCAGAGGCACCAAAGAAGUAAAUCUGCUCAACUACAAGCCAAGGACCACCCCACCUGAUGCCAAAUAUCUCAGUGUCAAGGUGGAAAAUAUCACGCUCCCUCCCAAUAUCACCUACUAUCACUGUAAAGUAAUGAAGCUUCCAGACUUACCUACAAAACAUCAUAUUUAUCGGGUUGAGCCAGAGAUUGAUCACAAUGACGUCGUCCAUCACAUGCUGCUUUACCACUGUCCCUCUGUAAAAGAACCAUAUGAUAAACCAUGCUACAAGGGUGACAAAGGAGACGCCUGCUUUGGAGUGGUGGCUUCAUGGGCAGUAGGAGGAGGAGCCUAUGAGCUUCCUGAGAACACAGGUAUUCCUAUAGGAGGCGUAGGCAAUGACACAUUCUACAGGCUGGAAAUCCAUUACAAUAAUCCACAAAAGAAAGAAGGUAUUAAAGACAGCUCAGGACUGAGGCUUCACUAUACAGACCAACUUCGGCAGUAUGAUGUGGGCAUUCUAACCACUGGAGUGUUUCCAGUGAGCGAAAUGCAGUACGGGAUCCCUCCAAAAGCCACCCAUUUCAAGUCAUAUGGCAUCUGUAAUGUGUCCUUGUUUUCACAGCUUGUGAACCCCAUCCCUGACCUUCAAGUAUUUUCAGUUCUCUUGCACACUCACUUGGCUGGCAGGAAAGUCAGAGUGGGCCACUUCAGAAAUGGAAACCAAAUAGAUUUCAUGGGAGUAAGUGAAAACUACAACUUUGACAUGCAAGAAAUUGUCAAUUUAGGAAGCAUCAAGACAAUCAAACCGGAUGAUGAGAUCAUUGUGGAGUGCACAUACAAUACUGCAGAUCGCACUAAAACCACUUUGAUGGGUUUGUCCACCACUGAUGAGAUGUGUCUGGCUUUCCUGUUCUACUACCCUGCAAUCAAUAUUACUUCAUGCACCAGCCGCCCAAAUACAUCACUUCUAUCCAACACAGCUCAUCAAAUAGCUGAGUAUCAGAGCUUGAUAAAAACCCUGCCACAAGUUCAGUACAUCUCUGAUGCCAGUAGCGAUUUAUUGGUCUACAGGAAUGGCACUGUCAGGGAGCUAAUGAAGACGCCCACUACUGCUUGCAAAAAUACAAAUGGUGCAAGCACAUUUUGCUCUUUCUGGAUGGUGAAGGCAGGAGUUGUCAUCCUUCUGCUCCGUUGGUUUGCUUCAAUGUAGAAUGAACUUAGAAUGCCAACUUAGAAAAGAAAGAACAGUCAGUUUGGAAUGAUGUAGACCAUUUAGAACCGCAAGGAUGGUAAUGAACAACAGAGAUGCUAGCAAGUAAGACAGAUUGUUUUCAAGAACAGAUAAAUUUUGUUUUAUAUAUAUAUAUAUAAGAUUCAAUGGAAGCUUAGUAGUUGGAACAUUUUUCUAUUAAAAAUAAAAAUAAAAUCUGAUUUAAAUUUAUAAUAAAAUUGUUUUUUUUUUCUGUUUUUUCUGUACCCCAAAGCAAUGGAUUUCUUCCUCUAAAUGAUGGUAUUAAAAUAAUAAAAUGUUGUACAUAAAUAGAAAAUAUGCCUCUCAAACAUCUACUUGUAACUCACACACUAAAAAUCUAAGGUACUUACAUCAUACAUGUCCUGUGUCAGUAAAUUGAUCUAGAUUUCUAGUAAUAAUUAACAGAAACCACAAUCUGCACUCAACAAAUGGUUGAUUGACUUAAAUAAAAAGGUUAAUGCAAAACAUGAA
This is a messenger RNA of Girardinichthys multiradiatus, 2183 nucleotides long. Its product is annotated as DBH-like monooxygenase protein 2 homolog. The record is from RefSeq and is a predicted model, not a curated record. Lineage: Eukaryota; Metazoa; Chordata; Actinopteri; Cyprinodontiformes; Goodeidae. Gene Ontology annotation, molecular function: dopamine beta-monooxygenase activity; copper ion binding. Gene Ontology annotation, biological process: dopamine catabolic process; norepinephrine biosynthetic process; octopamine biosynthetic process. Gene Ontology annotation, cellular component: secretory granule membrane.